Antechinus flavipes (yellow-footed antechinus) is the source of this 1328-nucleotide messenger RNA. It is a transcript of the gene NKX2-1, whose product is annotated as NK2 homeobox 1. Gene Ontology annotation, biological process: regulation of transcription by RNA polymerase II; cell differentiation. Bases 205 to 1254 code for a protein of 349 amino acids. Gene Ontology annotation, molecular function: RNA polymerase II cis-regulatory region sequence-specific DNA binding; DNA-binding transcription factor activity, RNA polymerase II-specific. NCBI's taxonomy places the organism in Eukaryota, Metazoa, Chordata, Mammalia, Dasyuromorphia, Dasyuridae. Gene Ontology annotation, cellular component: nucleus. The transcript has 2 exons. The record is from RefSeq and is a predicted model, not a curated record.
GCAGCCCCUGAGCCUCCACUCAAUCCAAUUAAGGCGGACUUGGUCCACUCCGUUACGUGUACAUCCAACAAGAUCGGCGUUAAGGUAACACCAGAAUAUUUGGCAAAGGGAGGGGGAAAAAGCAGCGAGGCUUUGCCUUCCCCCCUCUCUCUCUCUCUUUUUUUUUUUCCUCCUCUUCCUUCCUCCUCUAGCCGCUGCCGAAUCAUGUCGAUGAGUCCAAAGCACACGACUCCUUUCUCUGUGUCUGACAUCUUGAGUCCCCUGGAGGAAAGCUACAAGAAAGUGGGCAUGGAGGGGAGUAACCUCGGGGCUCCGCUAGCGGCAUACAGACAGAGCCAGGUAGCCCAGCCGGCUAUGCAGCAGCAUCCGAUGGGUCACAACGGGACCGUGACUGCCGCCUACCAUAUGACCGCUGCUGGGGUACCCCAGCUCUCACACACCGCUAUGGGGGGCUACUGCAACGGCAACCUCAGCAACAUGAGCGAGCUGCCUCCUUAUCAGGAGACCAUGAGGAACAGCGCCUCGGCCACAGGCUGGUAUGGGGCCAACGCGGAUCCACGCUUUCCCUCUAUCUCCCGCUUCAUGGGCCCCACGAGCGGCAUGAACAUGAGCGGCAUGGGAGGCCUGGGCCCUCUGGGGGAUGUAAGCAAGAACAUAGCCCCACUGCAGAGCGCUCCGAGGCGAAAGCGCCGGGUCCUCUUCUCCCAGGCGCAGGUGUACGAACUGGAGCGGCGCUUCAAGCAGCAAAAGUACUUGUCGGCUCCUGAGAGAGAACACCUGGCCAGCAUGAUCCACCUUACACCAACCCAAGUAAAAAUCUGGUUCCAAAAUCACCGUUACAAGAUGAAGCGACAGGCCAAGGACAAGGCCGCCCAACAGCAGAUGCAGCAGGACAGUGGCUCCUGCCAACAACAGCAGCAGUCCCCACGGAGGGUGGCGGUACCGGUUUUGGUCAAGGAUGGCAAACCAUGCCAGGCGGGGUCUAAUGCCUCUAGCGCUGCUGGCCUCCAAGGUCACCAACAGCAGGGGUCCGCGGCUGCGGCCAUCACUGUGUCCAGCAACGGCACCAGUCUGAGCCAGCACCCGAAUCACCAGUCCAGCAGCGCUGGUCAGUCCCCAGAUCUGGCCCAGCACUCAGCCAGUCCUUCGUCCCUUCAAAGUCAAGUGUCCAGUUUGUCCCACCUGAACUCUUCGAGCUCGGACUAUGGCGCUGCCAUGUCCUGUUCUACCUUGCUAUACGGUAGGACCUGGUGAAAAGAUUUCAUACCAAAAACAAAUGAGUUCUCCCUCCACUCUCCACAAUUACACACACACACACACACACACAC